Molecule: messenger RNA, 2704 nt
Organism: Osmia bicornis bicornis
Lineage: Eukaryota; Metazoa; Arthropoda; Insecta; Hymenoptera; Megachilidae
Exons: 1
Coding region: 1-2010 (669 amino acids)
Source: RefSeq, a predicted model, not a curated record
AUGGUAACAGCGGCAGAGGAAGAAAAACGCUUGGCCAUUGAACGAGGCGAUAUUGUUUCCGGAUGUGGAAUCCCUCAUAUCCCCGUUGUGGCCGAUGGAAGCUGGAUGAAACGAUCAUACCGGACUGGAACGUACGAUUCCGCGUCUGUAGUCGGCGUUAUAAUUGGAUAUCACACGAAGAAAGUUUUAUUUAUCGGUGUGAUAAACAAGGUGUGCAGGAUUUGUCGAUGUGCUGCGAAAAAGAAAGAAGAGCCACGAAAGCACAUCUGUUUCAAAAAUUGGCGCGCAAGGCAAGCAUCAACGGCUAUGGAAAGUGACGCUAUAGUCGAAGGCUUCAAGACCAGCGUAGAAAAACGUGGACUGAUUUAUUCCACACUGAUUGCUGAUGGGGACAGCAGCGUUUAUAAAAAAAUUAUAGAUGCAGAUCCAUAUAAAGCACAGAUUCGUGUAAAAAAAAUUGAAUGCACGAAUCAUUUGUUGCGCAACUUUUGCAGAAAAAUGAAAGAAGUUGUAAAGAUGACAACACCUGGUCCAUUGAGAAGAAUCGUUGAAAGCAGCAUUCGGCGAAUGCGUGCGGACAUAGUAAAAGCCGCAGAGUACAGAUACAGUCAGCAAGUAACAACCGCUGAGAAAAUUAAAAAUUUGUAUACCGACAUACACAAUGUUCCUAGCCACGUUUUUGGUGAACACGCAGAUUGUUCCAAACUACAAUACUUCUGCGAUGGAACGAGUAAAAAAGAUGAAAAGAACAUUGUUCCCGAAUUGAUGAAGAUGGGAGUGUACGAACACAUCAAAGAAAUACUUCGACCUCUGUUGGCGCAUGCUGAGAGUUUGCUGUAUAACAGCAACAAUAAUGCCGUUGAAAGUUUCAACGGAAUCAUCGCAAAAUAUACAGGAGGAAAAAGAUUGAAUUUCGGAGAGAGGGGAUCUUACACGGGAAGAUGUGCUGCUGCUGUCCUACAGUAUAACACAAAACAAAUGUUGUCGCGUCUGAAUACGGCGAUGAACAAGAAACCGCCCGUUAUUUUACGCAAAAUAGAAAAUAGAAGGAGGAAAGAAAAUGAGAAAAACAGUGAAAAGAGAAAGGAAAAAAAAAUUACAAAGCACGUGCGGAAACAAUUCCGUUGUGAAAAGGAUUCCAAUUACGGACCAAACGCUGAAAAGCCGGAUAUGGCUAACAACAUUUAUGAAUUAGAGCAAAAAAAACAUAUGGAAAUGUUACAGAAUUGGCAAAAUAGAAGAGAUGCCAUUGAAGAAGAAACCAUCGGUCAAGCGAAAAAUCCGAGAUGGUUGAAUUACAAAUCAAAAUUAUUGACGGCCUCUAAUUUUGGAAGAAUAUGCCGUCGUCGAAUUGGUACGCUCUGUGGAAAUGCAGUGAAGUCGUUAGUGUAUCCACGACUGAUUAGUGCACCUGCCGUACAAUAUGGACAGGAAUGCGAAAAAUUCGCACGUGAGGAACUAAGUGUGUGCAUUGGUGUUCAAAUUAAAGAAUGUGGAUUAUUUAUUGAUAGUGCCAUCCCGUUCGUAGGAGCUUCGCCAGAUGGACUUAUAAACGAAGAGGGCAUUGUUGAAAUCAAAUGUCCGAAAACGGCGGAGAAUUUAUUGCCGGAGGAGGCAAUCAAAAGUGUUGCAGUUAUUCGGCGUAUAUUUGCAGACGCAGAAGGAAAUGCACUGAACAGGAACCACUACUAUUACUACCAAAUACAAGGACAAUUACAUGUCACAGGUAGAAAAUAUUGCUUAUUUUGUAUUUGGACCCGAAAAGGGUUAAAGUACAUUAGAGUCGAUAGAGACGAUAACUUCUGGCAAAACAAUAUGGAGCCAAAAUUAAUUCAAUUUUAUUUAUUGUGCAUGUUACCGGAAUUAAUAGAUAGCCGGUACAAUAGAGGAAUGCCCAUUCGGGAGCCUCAAUUUAUAACAGAGGAAAGAGCAAGCUUAGAAAAGCGUAAAAGGUCUCUCUCAGAAAGUAGCACGAAUACUGCUACUGUCCGGCGUCGCACUGCACUGUAAAGUGCAGUACCACUGACUCUGUUGGUGGUUCACAAUUGCACGAAAUAGCAAUUGUACUCGUGGAUCAUACGAUCUCGCGAGUUGUUCGACGCCGGUAUACACAUUUCAAAAUAGUGACCUUUCAAAAAUCAAAAAAGGUCUUAUGCGGACAGUAAUAAAAAAUACUGCUACUGUCCGGCGUCGCACUGCACUGUAAGGUGCAGUACCACUGACUCUGUUGGUGGUUCACAAUUGCACGAAAUCGCAAUUGUACUCGCGGAUCAUACGAUCUCGUGAGUUACGCGACGCCAUAAUAUAUUUCUUUGUUUUGUUUAAAAAAUUUGUUACAGCUUUUCGAAGAAUGGAUUCCCGAGAAGAGGUUUUUUGGAGCGAAGCGAGCGUACAACUGCAAAUGUAUUUUUUCAACUGAAAUAAUUUUUUUCUUAUUCCAUUCUUGAAAUUAUUAAUGUCCUGUAGUUUUCAUUCCUAUAAUUAUAAAAAAUAUUCGGAAGCACCUUCGACUUCUUCGAGAUACGUUUAUAUAUUACUAAAAACUACAACAUAUCUAAAUGUGAGUAAAAUCCGACAAAAAACGUUAAAAGGAAUUUAUUUAAUCAUCUAUUUCCAUUAACUUUUCCAUUUUUCAAUAUUUAUCUUCAUUCAUCUUUGUUCAUCUUUGCAUGAACAUUUUUGUCGUUGAGAAAUUAAAGACAGC